AUGCGCCCGACCAGUGGAGUCGGGCAUAAGCCAAAUUUAUGGCUUUUGUUCUUAUUUCGUUUACCAAAAUGUGUUAAACUACGGCAUUUAUUAAUUAUGUGCUUUAUUCCUAUUAUAUUUACUUAUUUACGUCUUAUUAAUCAUGCACCUUCUGAUCAACGAUCAAAUUAUAAAUCUCUCAUAAAUGGAAAAAUUAUUUUUCCUUCAGAAGAUAAUAAUCAUCUUUCAGACAAAUGCAAUUUUGAUCAAAUAGAAUCUUUACUUCAAUAUAAACCUAAAAAUAAAUCAAAUAAUAAUAUUAAUAUUAAUAUUAUUAAUGAUAAUGAUAAUGAUAAAAUUGAUGAUACUCGUCCACAACCAACAAUUGAACGUUUAAAAACACUUUUUUCUAUACUUAUAUUUCAUGAAGAUAAAUAUCGUAAAGCAUUAGAUUAUUUAGGUGUAUUUCGUUUUACUGAUUUAUCUCAUACAUUAAUUCCAUUUGCAAACAAUACUCAACGUUUACAUGAAAUAUAUUGUCUUUUUCAACGUUAUAUAACUAUAUCAGAUAAUGGUCAUAUUGAUAUUACACCACAAUUUAUUGAAUUUUUAAAACAAACAUCAAGUUAUUUAUCUGAUGGUUUUCAUAGUCAUCACCCAGCAUGGAAUACAACAUCAAUACAAAAACCGGUUAUUAUACUUGCAGCUAAUUCACGUUUUUUUGAUACAUUGCAAGCAUCCAUGCGUACAGUUAAUCAAUAUUUUAAUGAUCAGAAUGUUGCUGUAUAUGAUCUAGGUUUUGAUGCAAAUCAAUUAAAUUUGAUCAAAGAAAAUUGUCAACGAUGCAUAAUCAUUCCAUUUCCAUUUGAUGAACUUGCGACAGUUUCUCCACAUGUUCGAAGUUUACCAAAUUUUGCUUGGAAACCAAUUAUAGUACAAGAUGCAGUACGACGUUUUGGUACUAUAAUUUAUGGUGAUACAUCAGUUCGUUAUUUAACAUCAAAUUUUGAUCGUAUAUUAAUCGAUAAUUUAAUACGUGGAUUUUCAUGUCGAGAAUUACCAGGACAUUAUUUAUCAUGUUUUACAUUGAGUGGAACAUUUACAUGGUUUAAUGAAUCAUCUUCAGUAUUCGAUGAUGUUUAUAUAGCUGAAGCAGGUUUUGUUGCUGUUACAGAUAAUUUUCUUUCACGUCUUGUACUUAAAACAUGGGUUACAUGUGCACUUGAUCCAGAUUGUAUAUCACCAUCAAAUUCUAAAACUCAAUGUAAACGUGUGGGUGGAUCAACAGGUAUGCAUCGUUAUGAUCAAUCGGCUAUGGUUGCUGUAUUAUCAUACUAUUAUUUUCAAAGUUCACGUCAAAAUGAUAAAACUGAUCCUGCACCAUAUGAUAUGUUUUCAUCGAUACAACAAAAAGUAGCUGAAGUUCGACGUUUUGAAGGCGAUUCCAGUUAUUUUACUCCUAAGAAAUCCUUGAUAAGAAAUGGAACAGUUAAAUAA
This is a messenger RNA of Adineta steineri, 1476 nucleotides long. The record is from the annotation of a GenBank genome assembly. NCBI's taxonomy places the organism in Eukaryota, Metazoa, Rotifera, Eurotatoria, Adinetida, Adinetidae.